This is a messenger RNA of Zychaea mexicana, 2160 nucleotides long. RefSeq names its product Sin3 family co-repressor-domain-containing protein. The record is from RefSeq and is a predicted model, not a curated record. The transcript has 3 exons. Bases 40 to 1992 code for a protein of 650 amino acids. Lineage: Eukaryota; Fungi; Mucoromycota; Mucoromycetes; Mucorales; Lichtheimiaceae. Gene Ontology annotation, molecular function: transcription corepressor activity.
AUUUGUACCCACCGAAAAUCAAGGUAAGUCCAUAUAUAUAUGCAAAGAAGUCCCACCCAUGGGCUGCUGCUAACACCCAUACACCAACAAAUAUUUGUAACAGUGCCGAAUUACGUGAAUACUUCAACUGCUGUUACAAGCUCAAGACCAACAGAAAUUAUCCCUCAGUACAAUCAAAUAUCUGCUGCUUCACCAUCAUCCCCAUCUCCAUCACAAGUACAAUCCGCAAGUGUCCACAAUCAACAACAAACGAAUCUCGUGUAUCUUCAAAAUGGAAACAUUCCUAUAAGUAAUGAUUUCACCACCAACACGUUACCCCCGAUCACUACAAUACCACCACCACCGCCGCCUCCGAAUAACAAUAACAACAACAGUAACGCCUUAGCGAAUACGUUCACGGGCCCAAACUUACCACUUUCACGGCGCCACAUUAAUCCAUCGCCGCAGGUGUUUAACCCAGAAACCCGCACCUACGAAUCGUUUAACCCAGAAACCGGCACCUACGAAUCGUUUAAUCAUAUACCAACUUUGGUCUUUGAUAGUCAACAUUCUCGGCAUGAACGUCCACAAUCAAUACCAUUACAACAGCCACUACCGAAUAGUUUUCAUAAUUCAGUAUCAACGUACUACCAACAGCCUUAUCUACCAGUCUCCCAGCAAUUAUCUACUUUACAACAACAACAACAAUUACAAUUACAACGAUUACAACCACCGACGCACUCAACAUCAGCAUCAGCACCCGUAAACAACUCAAACGACACCAACCUUCUUUCGAAAACAACCACAUUACAAGUUAACAAUGUAUCAGCAGCAGCCACAAAAAGUACCACCGAUGUACGUAUCAACAACGAACCAUUAUCUGAAAAUAACGCACGCAAGUCACCAAAAGGUACAUUGACUUUGUCAAAAAGUAUCGAUUGUGAAGCGGUGCCCAACAAAAGCGAUCGACCAGCAACCCAGGAUGAUGAUGUUGCAACUCCUACUAUCAAAGGCUCUGGUGAUAGUAACGCGAUUGACAAUACAAAGUCACCGAAGAAGUUGUUAAUCACUACAAACGAGAUGAGCAUUAUUGAUGAUCUUCGUAAAUAUCUACAGCCGUCCGGGUUCCAGUACUUUUUAAAGUUAAUGGACAUGGUCAACAACGAUAUAAUUGAUCGAGAUGCGCUAGUUGAUUUUAUUACCCCAGCGUUUAACGACGACAGCGACAAAGAGCACGGGUUGCUACAACGACUGAAGACACUUGUUGGCUACGGUGGAGGCUCAGCAAAAUACCAAUUAAAGACCAUUGCAUCUACUAUACCGAAACCAGAUUUAUCAGAAUUAUUAAGCAUUGAGGAGAGCCCAAGUUAUCGAAAAGUAACCAACCUAGAGUGGGUCAACCAACCUUGCUCAGCACGCGAUGAUUUAUGUCGUGAAGUUUUGAACGAUGUCUACAUAUCAUAUCCUACGGAGGAAAGUGAAGGAAGCAAUGCAGACACGUUCACGUUAAAUAGAUAUGAAGAACAGCUACAUCGAUGUGAAGAGAAACGAUACGAAUUCGACUCCGUGAUUGACGAUAAUGAAAAGGCGAUCAUACUACUGCAGAUGAUACUUGAAGACCUGGAGAAAUUGGAGGCGAAAGACGAUAGCGACAGUGACAGCGACAGUGACAGCGACGAAGACAGCGAGGACAACGACAACGACGACGAUGGCGAUGAUGAGGAGAGAGACAAUGAGGAGAAAUUCGAUAGCCUUGUCAAUCAGCUCAACAAGUUUAUUAUCAUCAAGGCAAUCAAGGUAGCUUACGGCAAACGACACGCACCUAGAGUCAUCGAGGGCCUUCUCAAACAUCCAAUACAAAACAUACCCGCCAUUCUCGAGUUCCUGGAAAGCGAGGGCGAGAAAUGGGAACUGGCACGGACAGAGCUUAAUGACAUUUGGCGAGAAAUUGAAAAAGAAAACCAUGUACUAUCGUUGAAGCGGAAGCGAAAUGAAAUAAGUGGCAGAAAAUAAGUCGCAAAAAAAAGUACAAGCAAAUGGUGUACCAAUCCUUGAACUUUGACACGGUCCCAUCAUUCUUUGUUUUUUAUUAAAAGCGUUUUAACCUUUUGGGUAGUUGAUGAUGCUGACAGGUAGUCUCUCUGAUAACUAGUAUCUUAAUUUCAACUACGUGCACGGCUG